AUGGCGGAUAUGGAGGAGUUUAUCGAGUCGUUCCAGUGGACCCAGCGGACACCCAGAUGGUACGGACCACCCCGGACUCCCCAAAAUAGCCCCGAGGACCUCAGCAUCACUGGCCUUAAGUGGGCAGCUGCCUGGCAACGCUGGAGUGUACCAUCAAUAAUGUGGCGUUCUGGUGGUGGAUUGAGCAAGAACUUCAGUGGCAGUGGAUCACCAGGUAAUCCCGAGGGCUUCAACUGUCCCGCCUGUGGACGUAUCUACAAACUCAAAAGUAGUCUACGUAAUCAUCAAAAAUGGGAGUGCGGUAAAGAGCCACAAUUUCAAUGUCCCCAUUGUGUCUAUCGUGCUAAACAAAAAAUGCACAUAGCACGUCACAUGGAGCGAAUGCACAAGGAGAAAAUAUUCAAACAGGAGUUGGUCUAGAUGACAGCUCGAGGUGGGGGACAGAGCCGGUGGCUGGUCUUCCGGGCCCUCGAGUGACCCUCCAAGUCGUUGUGAUUUUUACCCAUUUUUUUUUAAACAAUUAAGAAUCAUUUUCACGACGCGAACAUUAACGAUGAUGGGAGGAUCAGCAAUGAAAGUUCGAAUUCCGUGACUGAGUGGGAGAUACUUUACGCGUAUUACUAAUUAAUUAUUAAUUAAAACGCUGAUUGUCAGCUGACAGGACGGGGGAUAGAAUUAAAACGAGUCGUGAGGUACAUUAAACCCUGAUUGGUGGGUUUCGUUUAAUUAACGCAGAUGUUAGGAUUUUUAUGGGGUAUCGUAGGGUAAGGGGGUGGAUUUCGUCGCUGGUGUACGACGCUUAAGCAGCAAAACGUCUCGUUUCAACUACGAUACGAUGACAACAAACAUUCGAGCUUGAUUUUUUUUUUAAUUGAUUAAUUUAAAUGCGAUUUUUUAAUUAAUUCGCGAUAAUGUACCGACUCAAUCUGAGAGACUAAACGCGUUGUCCUGUCUCGAUCUGGGGCUGUCCCCCAAAAAAAAAAAAUUUAACUAAAAAUUUCCAAAACGUACUAUACUAGGCUUUAAGAAUAUUUAAUACUGAAUCGUACUCUUCAACCAGAAGAUAAUAUUUGUGUUGGUCUGUGAAACUCGACAACGUCGAGAUAAAUUAUUUUAUAUAAAUUGACGAGUUAUUCCGGUGAUGACGGAUUUAUCAAACUAAUGAAUACUCGAAUGGCCUCUGGCAGGUUCUCAUAAUUCGUCCGGUCAUGUUUGUACUAUUUAGAGUAUUUGAAGUUGAUGGAGUGUUAAAGGAAAAUAGGACAGCCCUUGGUGACACAACGACCGUCCGGCCGAUGAUAAAAACAAACAUUUUAAUGUUAAAAGACACCGGAGCUCUUCCAUAGCAACCAUUCUGGUCACACUGGUUCCAUAUUUUUUAAAAAAAACGGACACGAUCGCACACGUCUGACGCCUGUGGGGACUUAACAAGUGAGAAUAACAAGAUAUUUUAUUAGAUCGACCUGAUGAUCAUUAGCGACCUGGUGCACAACAUUCCACGUACGGAAAAUUUAAUGAAAAUAUCGAGGAAAAUCGAUAGAAAUUUCUGGGAAUUUUUUACAAUUUUUUUUGGUGAAAAAAUCGAUAACUCGAAUUUCUGAAAUUCAUAAAUCGAUUUCAGAUAUUUUCUGGGGAUAUUUCUCGACUUUGAUUUUAUACUUUUUCUUGUCUAUUGAUUUUUCCUUUCGAGAGAAGGAAAAUUAAGGGAAAAAGGUUCAGUCGAGGAAUUUUUUUCUGUAAAAAAUAAACUUUUCGGUGAAUAUUUUUGGGAAAAACUGUUAGAAAUUCAGUAGAAUUUUCUAUGAUUUUUUCAGUGCGUGUCAGUAACGUACAUUGAGCAUAAACAAAUGAGUGAAUGAAUAAAAAAAUUUUUUAUAGUGACAAAGAAAUAUUUUUCAUGAAUAAUCGAAUUAAUAAUCAAAUUCCUGGAAAUUAAUGAAAAUAUUUCUUUGCUAUUAUCGAAAAAAAUAUCGAUUCUGUCCUCACUCGAUAUGUCACUCAGUGUAUUAUAGUCCAUUCCGUGUUCUCCUAAUCAUCGCCCGCCAUGUAAUAACUUUACCACAACAUUUCCAUUUUUUCUUUAGUCAAUUCAAAGUUAUUUAUAUUUUUCUCAGUUACGUGUGAACGAUUAAUAUCUCCAUUUAUCAGAGAACAUUAAUCACCGAACAGACUGCCACAAUUAACUGCAGAUUCCUACGAUGCAUUUAUGUAUAUUUAUAGAAAAUGAAAGAGCAAAGGAAUAUAUAUUAUAUAAAUACUUGUAGAUAGCGAUUUAAGGGAUUUUUUCCGUUAAGAUAUUCCUCCAGUUCACGUCUCUCCCCUCGAACUCGUGUUCGAUUAAUAAUUUUUUUUUUUAUUUAUAACGAGUAUACGAAAUAGAAAUAUUCACAGGCGCUUGAUCAGGUCGAUUUAAUAAUGAGUAUAUAUAUAACCCACCGAUUAAACUCGAAAUUUCUCAAACUGCGACACAACUGAAACUCUUUUAAUCGUAGACUCGUAUCACGGGGGUAGUUAUUGAGGGGUUGUACGACAGUUGAAAGUAACAUACUUUUAUCAUCACAUUAAACAUUGAAAGACUGAUAUUUAGAUGCAUUAAAUCAUUAUGCUACAAUUGCAAUAUCUAUUAACAAUUUUCCAUUUCUGAUUUUCGGGUUUUGCAGACGUUUUUUUUUUGGGGUUCGAAGUGAGGGGUUGAAAAAUUGGUGGAUAAUGUUGAAUAUAUUUGUUGUUUAUAUUCGAGAGUUUGAGGAAUGAAGUGGAUUUUGUUGUUUUAAAAGAAUUGGAUUUUUAAAUAUUUUUUAAUGUGAAAAAAUGAAAAGUUUUUCACGAUUUUUUUUUAUGAAAGUUUUUGUUAUUUUUUAUGGUAUGAAAAAACGUGGGGAAUGUUUCCUAUUGUGAUGUCAUGUUUAACAAUUUGUUUGUGUUAAAUAUGAACAUUUAGGGGGAAUGUUAUCAACGUUUUUUUUUAUUUUGAGAGAUGAUAAGACGUCAGUGAGUUAUCGUGUGUUAAGAUCGAUUGAACGACGAUUUUAAUAGUUUUUUACAACUCUUAUGUUUUAUUAUUAUUAAAAGACGAAGAGGAACGUUUGUUUAUCGGUGAAAAUGGAAAAAUUGAGGGGAAAAUAUGUGAAACAUUGUGUUCACAUGACAUUUUUAUUUUUCCAAACAGUAAAAAUAUUAAUUGUUUAUCAUUUUUCACGAUAGAACAAAAUAUUUCUCAUUGAAAUGUCAUAUUUCACGAUUGUUUAACGUUAAAUAUGAACAUUGAUUAGAAAAAUAUCCAGAAUUUUGUCUAUUUUAAUUGAUAAUAAGACAUCAGUGAGUUAUCACACCUUAAAAUCAAUCAAAUGACGACUUUGAUCGCCAUUUUUUAAUGAUUUGAGCUUUUUUAUUCCAAUUGUCAGUCAAAAACGUUUGUUUAUCCAUAAAAAUGGAAAAAUUCCCUGCAAAAUAUCUAAACAAAUUACCUCCACACAUUUUAGUCCUCUCAAACCAUCAAAACCCCCAAUUUUUAUCAACAAAAGAAUAAUAACUCGAGUCGAACAUUUCUUUAUCACAAAAAAACAAAAAAAUCUUCAUUCCAACGACUAAAAUUUAACGAAAAUGUGGAAUGUCAUUAUCCAAAAAUGUCAUCCUCAUCAUGUUCUAAUCUCCCCAACCGUAAAAUAUCGAUAUCUGAUCAACGAUCAGAGAAACUCACACUCAUCACAAGUCAAAUUGUUUCCACCACUAAUGACUCCCCCAUUUUCCAAAUUCAUUAUCCCAACGACUGCCUCCAACAUCGUCCACUUUGUCUUCAUUCUCGUCAGUCUCUUCGGCCAAAAAUAUCGUCUGCAUUCCCCCCCAAUCACCAAUUCUCUCCUACAACCCCUCACCACCCUCUACCACUGACUAAAAAAGAAAAUAAACUCAGGAACUCAGUGACAAAAUAAGUUCCCUCAUCAACGCCCUCAAUUGUAUUGCGGCGACAACCAGAAGCUUCACGUCUGAACUAGACGCAACAAGUAUUAUAUCAAAUAGAAGAAAGAAAUAAUCGUGAUUACUGAUCAAUCACAUUGACUAUACAUAUUAGUAGUGAUAAGUCCAAGUGAUCGUGUCCAAGUGAGAAUUUUCGAGUCAUCGAGUGUUGUUAAAAAUAAAUAAACAAUAAAAUCAGUGAGAUAUUAAUCCCAUAUUCCUACGUCAGACUAUUCACGUGCCACGAUCUGCCCGACUUUCCAUAAAACCGUAGACAAUAUUAAUGAGACAGAAGUAAAGUAACAAAUUUUAAUAAAUAAAAGUUCAUAUACUCCUUAACGGUAAGUGAUAACGCGAAUGAAAAAAAUGAAAAAAAAAUAAUUCACUUGUUUAUUUAUCAUUUUGGUUGUAGAAUCCGUCAUUUUGAGGUUAGGAACUAAUAUUUUCACGAAUACAAUGCAGAGUUCAAUGGAUUGUACCCACAAUGUUGACCCUGUCUUGCCUGAGUUUGUUUAUCACAAACAAUAUUCAAAGUGUCGAGAGAAAAAAAAAAACAUGUGGCCUUGAAACACUAGAAAUAGACGAGAUGUGAAUCACUAAAAUUAAUUAUCUGUUGGGAGAAACUCCGUCAGAUAAAUUUCAAAACAAGAGAAUCCGAUGAAGUGAUGACCUUGAAAUUAAUCAACAACUCUCGCAAUAAUAAUCGACCAAGAAAAUCACUAUCGACGAUUGGUGAAUGCUGAAUGCGAUGGAGAGUUGUCCUAAAAUUGAUAAAAACUAAAAUAUGAUGGAUAAACAAAUAAAUAAGGAAUAAUAUUAGUAACGACAGGGGGAGAUGAAUACAAAUAGCUAUUAAGUAGUUUAUACAUAAAGUUUAUAAGCAAUUAAUUACUAGAAAUGCUGACUAAGGUUUAACAACAAAAAAAUAGGAUACGAUAAUGCGGUAAUGAUAGUAUCAAAUUGACUCUGCAUUAGCUAUUUCCUUGAUAGGAUUAAUUAGAGUUUAAGUACAGCCUCACGAGGCCUUUGAUAAUAAACAUCGAUGACGGUAGAUCAUCAUCAUUAGGACACGUCUGAAUGUCAGCCCCAGGAAUUGGCAUUUUCGUAAUUAAAUGGAGAGUUAUGAUUUUCAGAGUGUCAUUAUCGUCAUCGUACGUCUGGAGAUUAUUAAAUGUAGGAAUUAAGCGCUAGAUAACUUUAAUAUUUACAUAUUAACUUUUUAUUGAUGAGGAAAUGCGCCUUAGAUCGAUGAGAGAGCGGAAGAGCGCGUGUGAGAGACGAGAAUGAUAAAGAAAAUUAAUGAAAUAGUUUCAAUGAUAAGAGACAGUCGUCACAUCACUCGGUAAAAUUUUGCAAAUAUUUAUAACAUUUAUGUUCUGCUCGACGAUUUUUGACGUUUCUCACGUGCCUCGUCAUCGGGCUUUUCCAAUUAAGAUAAUUGGGCGAUUAUUUCAAAUUAUCAUUUCAUUAAAUCGAGACAUUUUAAUUGGCUUUUUCCUAGUUCUAAUUAUUGUCGAAGGUAUCACGAGGUUUCUAAUGUAGGUCUUUCAUUCUUCUGUUGGUUGCUGAUAGAUAUUUUUUUUUUUCUCUUUUCUAAUUAGGGAUUUACUUUAAUUCGCUUUAUUAUUAUGUUUUCAGGGUUAAUUAACGGCGCAAUGUAUGUGCACUCGCUUUAUCAUUAUUGGUAAUGAAAAUUAAAGAACUUGUUGUUGUUCUUGCUCUUUCGCGGAUUCGCUCGAUUUAUUGUAUUUUGUCGAAAAUGUGCCUUUGAGGGAAAAAUUUGGCGAACAACAUUAAUGAGGUAUCGGAUUUUUUUUUUUUAAUGAGAGAAAGAAAAUAUAGAUAUAUAUAUAUGAUCCAGAAAUUUAAUGAUUUUUUUUUGGAUGAUAAAAUAUGUGAAAAAUUGAUUCGUUGUAGCUUUAUCAUUUGCAUUUAUCGAUUGGUAAUAUUUGCCACAGCUUUUUAUUCUUUCUUUCGCGCUCCAUGUAAUCGGGCUUAUAUAUUUUUGAAUUUACAUUUAUUCAUUAGAUAUUAAAUUUAAUUCAUUUAGAUUUUUAAACGACGGGUCGUCAUACAUUGAACGUCGAUAACAAAAGAAAAAUCAAAUUAUUUCUUUCUCACGAGGUUUUUUUUCUUUUCUUUAUGAUAACUUGUUUUUCUUAUUUGUUCUGGGGGGUGUCGGCUUUGAUAACGGGCUAACCGAAUGGAAAAAAUUAAAAAUGAUAAAAAAAAAAAAAUUUGAAACUCAAAAUGAACAAAAAAAAUAAUGGGAAAAUUGGUGGGAGACGAUGACGCUAUAAAGUGAUUUUCCAGACUAAAAAUUUCUGAUUAAUUUUCACUUUAAUUGUAGGACCUUUUUUUAUGAAGGACACGUCUUUCGUAAUUGCAAUUGUUUUAAAAUUCUUUCAUCGAUUACGAGAUAUAAUCUUUUAUAAAUUUAAUCGUGUAGGAAGCCUCGAUUGUGUUCCUUUAUGACACAAUGUAACAUCGUGAUAUUUAGAAGCUAAAUUUAUUUCGUAAAGAAAUGAUAAACGAGAGAAAAAAAAAAUCUAAAAAAAAAUUUUUUUAAACGACUAACAAAAUUCAUUGGGAUGAAAAUUAAAAUGGUGAAUGGAGGGGUUACGAACUUUACACACAUGCCAUCCAGGUAUUUGAAAAGUACAGUGAUUUAUUUUUGUGUACUAUAUAUUUCUAUUAAUCUAUCGUCAAACGAAAGAGACAAAAAAAAAAUUGAUAAAAAUUUCAUUUACGAUGAAAAAUUGAUUAUUGCUCCCAAUUGUUAAUGGGAAGGGGUACCACGCGUUGGCUUUGAUGAGGAAAAAAAAUUGAAUGAGUCCACUAAUUACGUGUGAAUGACGUAUGACAGUUUAGGCAAAAUUUAUUACAACUACCCAUUAGACAUUUAUAAAAUAUAUUAAAAAUAUUAUAUAAAAUUUUCUGUAUUUUUCGGCCGAACUGCGAGCAGUGUGAGCCUCUUUGUUAUAAUAAAAGAGUGGUAUUUUUUGGUAUGCAUGAACAAAAAAAAAAAUUUUUGUAUUGAAGGAAUGAGUUAAAUCGUGUGAUUAAAUUUGGAAAAUUGGAAAAAGGAGACGAGAAAUGUGUUUAAAAAAUGUAACAUAAUCUAUGACGUACUGGAAAAUAUGUGAGUAAAAACAGGGGGAAAAGAGGGAGAAAGAAGGGGAGGGAACAUACACAUCAAUUAUUAUUAUUUUAACGUUAAAAAAUCGUUCACAAACCGAUGGAAAAAUCCAAACAAGGGCAUGCGUGUCCUCUCUAAAAACAGAUUGUUAAAAUGCAAUAAUUGCAACAAUUGAGACACGAAAAAAUUUAAAAAUAAUUUCACAAUUACCAGAGGACAGUAAACAAUGUACUAAAAUGAAAAAAAUUGUGAGAAAAUGGCGUUUGAUAAUGCGUAGAUAUAAAAAACCGUGAGAAGCCUUGUGUUAAGUGCCUUGAAGUACGAUUUAGAUUUUAGGCUCUAGAACCAACCGAGAAGAAGAAAAAAAAAUUAACAAAAGUUAUAACAACGAGGCGCUGAGCUGCACUCAGCUGUGAACAGUUUUUUUUUUUAAGGUAUUAUCGUCAACCGAGUGUCAUCGAGUCAUGUUUAAAAAAAAAAUAAUCAACAAUAUCAUUCCCAGAACAUUAACAAAUACUAUCAAUCACUCAUUCGUCCAGAUAAAUCUCUCUAUCUGUGUCACGUUAAAUUAAUUUUAUGUGCAAUCAUUGUAACUCUCUCAUCGUACUCAUUUUGGCUAUUUUUAUGUGAAAAUAAAAAUUUUUUCUUGUGACAAUUGGACCCGGUGGACCCGGAUAAAUUGUUCACCAGCGAUUAAUGCCGAGCAGGUUUUCGGUUGUUCGCUCGUUCGGCUGUGCCAUUAAUUCCCUUAUAAAUUAAAAAAAAAGAGUAAAAAAAAAAUUGCCAAUAUUUUGUUAUUUAUUAUGUGGCACAAAGUAAUUAAUGGACGAGUGACUGAUUGAUUGUUCGUACGAUUAAGAAACUAGACGUCAUAGAUCUGGCUCUGGGUAUGAUCAACAAAAAAAAAAAAAUCAACUGAUAUAGCUUUCAAAUUAUUUAUCAACACUCGGUGCACAUCUCGAGACCAGUGAUAUAUAUUUUUGUUUUUUAUAAAUUAUUUAUUUACGCUGAUGACCCGUAAUCUCGUUCUACUGCCAAUGGUAAUUCUCAAUGUUUCCUUAAUUCACAUUUUAAACUUCUCACCGCACUGCCCCUAAUAUUAUUUUUAUUAUAAAUAUUUUUACGAUUACGAUUUACGAAUUAUCCCCCUCAAAUACUAGAUUUUUCACUUAUUCACCCCCCCACACCCAGCCCUCCCCCACCCACCAUCCCACCGCAAUGUGAUUCCCGUAUCAUUUCGAUGAUUUAUUUAUUUCCUGUGCUUCAAUUACUCUCUAAUAUCUACGUAAUUAAAACAUUCACGUUCAACAUUAUCAGUACAAUCGUCAUUAGGGAUUAUAGUAAUUUCUCGAGGGCUCAAAAGUGUCGUUUAAGUAUGAUUGUAUCACACUAAGCUAAUUAUUAAUGAUAAAGUUAAUGUUAAACGGCAUAUUUGUAGCUGCACAGUUAAUUAACACGAUACAUUAAGUACAAGAAACAAUUUAAUCUCCAUUUGUACAGAACAUCCAGAAAUGACUCGAAAUAUAAUGAAAAAAAAAAUAAACCGCUCAGCGCCUCAACAAACAAAUAAAAAACAAUACAAAACACGAUAGAGAGAAAAGAAAAUGAAAAAGAAAAAAAAGAGUAACUCGUAAUCAUAAUUCUUUCGCCAUGUAUUUGCCAACGAACGAUUAUUAUUUUUUUUUGUCUCCAUUUUAUAAUUAAUAUUAUUUAGAAGAAAAAAAACAACUAUUAACGAGUAUGACAUAAUCAUAAUCUUUCUAGAUUACUUUUAUUUUUGCUUCUGUUUUUUUUUUU
Diachasmimorpha longicaudata is the source of this 8893-nucleotide messenger RNA. Its product is annotated as longitudinals lacking protein, isoforms A/B/D/L-like. Bases 1 to 420 code for a protein of 139 amino acids. Lineage: Eukaryota; Metazoa; Arthropoda; Insecta; Hymenoptera; Braconidae. The record is from RefSeq and is a predicted model, not a curated record. The transcript has 3 exons. Gene Ontology annotation, biological process: positive regulation of transcription by RNA polymerase II. Gene Ontology annotation, cellular component: nucleus.